CGCCGAGUCGUGGAUCGGAGCCGCCCGGGUAGAAGCAGUCGCGGGCCGCGCUCGUCGCUCGGCGCGGGCGGUUUGAAGACGCCGGGAUGGCGGCGCCGAGGCGCGCGACCCAGCGGGCGGCCCCCAGCACCGCGCCUGCCGCUGCUGGCCCGGGGGCGGCGAAGGCCUCCGUGGCCGGCGUGGAGCAGAAGCUGGACGUGCUGACGCUGGUCCGGCUGCGGGAGCAGUUAAAGCAGCAGUUCAUGGAGUGCAGCACUGUCGUUGACGCAGGUGAGGAAAGCAUUCCUGACCAAGUCAUGGAAGAAGGAUUAAUUGAGGCUACUGUGGAAGAACUGGAAAGAGAAAUGGAACAAGCAAAGAUUUCUUUCCAAAACAAGACAUUGGCAUUGCAUAGGGUCCAGAUUAUGGAUGCCCUCCGAACCAAACUGAGACAAAAUGAUGAUGACUCAAAGUUAAUCUUGGAGACUAUAAAACGCAUACUAAUGCUUAGUACUGCAGCAAUUGAAUUUCAAAAGCAAGCACGUGAAAUGGAAGAAAAGCUGAAUGAUAUUAAAAGGAAACGACUCUCAUUAAAACAAGCUGGAGAAAAAAAACUAUUACAGAUUCACACCAUGAAGAAAAAACAAAAAGAGGAACUAGAGGGUAUUGAAGUGGGAGAAAUGCUAAAGAGGAUACGCAGAAACUUGCAAAAAGAAACAGAAAUGACUACAUUAAUUCAAAAUAUAUUUCAGAGUAUCAUUAUUGGAAGCAGAGUUAACUGGGCAGAAGAUCCAGCUUUAAAGGCAAUUGUUCUACAACUUGAGAAAAAUGUGGCUCUUAUCUGAAAUUUUAAACAAUAAACUUUCAGAAAU
Messenger RNA from Gavialis gangeticus (Gharial), 851 nucleotides. It is a transcript of the gene CENPH, whose product is annotated as centromere protein H. The record is from RefSeq and is a predicted model, not a curated record. NCBI's taxonomy places the organism in Eukaryota, Metazoa, Chordata, Crocodylia, Gavialidae. Gene Ontology annotation, molecular function: kinetochore binding. Gene Ontology annotation, cellular component: nucleus; kinetochore. Gene Ontology annotation, biological process: mitotic spindle organization; kinetochore assembly; chromosome segregation. Bases 87 to 824 code for a protein of 245 amino acids. The transcript has 9 exons.